GGUUUCGUUUGUUGUUGUGGUGCUGUGUUUCCGGUGUGGAUGCGGCCGCAGAUGUUUAUGGUUCCAAAAUGACCAAACUGCAGCUACUGAACGCCUACCUGACGGAGCGGCUGACGGCGGUGGUGAAGGAGAUCCUGGACGUGGUGGAGGACACGGUGACCGAGUACCGGGAGGAGACCGCCAGGACCAAACGGGAGAACGAGAGCCUGCGGAGGCAGCUGCGGGACAUCCUGCUGCUGGAGGCCGAGACGGAGUGGCUGAGGUCGACCAGGUCCCGUCUUGGUUUUGCGGCUCCUGAUCAGCCGCCCUGUGAUCCGGAGCUGAGGCCCCGCUCUGAGGAGCCAGACUCCACCCUGAACCAGCCCAGACAGCCGCCACAUGAGCAGGUUGUCUCUGUGCAGUUGCUGUCGGUGCAGAGCCACCCGUCCCCGGGGCCGGUGCUCCUGCCGGCGGACGAGAAGCCUGUGGAGGCCUGGGAGCCGGCGCUGAAGCCCGACCUUCAGAAGGAGGCGUUUGGGAAAGCUUCGCCUCUUCCUUCUCACUCCUCCUUGAGUCCUCCGUCCCUCCCCGUCCCCAAAGUCCAUGUUGAAGUUCCCGCUCUGAGAGAGGAGCCCCGGGCCCCGCCCCCCCCCGCUCUUAUCAAGACUGAACCUGAGGAAUACAAAGUGACUGAACCUGAAGGUCUCACGGACUCUCUGGCGCCGCCUCCCGUCACACAGGAGCAGUUCACAAACAGGGCGGAUGUGAUCAGGACGGUGGUUGUGCGUGCAGAGCGGCGCGAAGCUCACAGCAACAGGAAGUCCUCUCAGGAGAAGGUCACAGCCGAUGACGCCACUGCGGUCGCUUACGCCCCCGAGCUCGUCCACCGCUGCCCCCGCUGCGGCGAGACGUUCGCACCUGCGCACGCACACCGGCGAGAGGCCGCACCGCUGCACCUUCUGCUCCAAGAGCUUCAGCCAGAGAGGGAACCUGCGUCGACACCUGCGCAUUCACACGGGGGAGCGUCCGUACAGCUGCCCGUACUGCUGCCGCACCUUCAGCGACGGCGACACCAUGAAGAAACACAAACGCACGCAUUCGGGAGAGAAACCGUACCGCUGCGCUCAGUGCUCCAAGACCUUCACCAGCGCCAGCGGCCUGCAGAUACACCUGAAGAAGGACAUGUGCCUCGUGGCGAACGCCUGAUUGAGUUCACGCAUCAGAAUGUUUAUUUUAAUGAAAGAAUGAGAGCGUCACAAGCCAGGAGGAUGUGCAUUCAUACAAAUAUAUAAUAAAGAUGUAGUUUAUCAGUGUUAACAUCCAAAAUCUGAACGUCUUUACACAAACUGCACAGUUAAAGCUGCAGCAGGUAACUUUUAUAAAGAUAACCUCUGUCCUGACAGUAGAACAUGAGAAGGAAUCCGGUUCGUGUGGUUCUGAAUGAAAACAACCAAUCAGAGCAGAGAAACUGAGAGUGAGCCUCAACAAUCGACUAUGUUUCUUGAACACUUUCUUUUAGAAGUGAUCAUUUUGCGUGUAAAGACGUAAAGAUGUUGCGAUAAAGACAAGACGCUGUUUGUUUACAACCUGCUGGCUCUGUGAUGUGGCUCCGUUGUUAUUCUUGCAGUAAAAUCUGUGUUUGAACUCUGGAGGACGAGCAGCACCUGUCACCUGUAGGAACCGCGGCGGACAGCAACGACAGACGAGCUUUUACAUUUCCGCCAAGCGUCUUUAAGGCUCUCUGUGUUUCCCCGAACGGGACGGGGUUCAGUUUAUAGGCAGCUACAUUUUAUCUUAUAUUUAUUUAUUUAUUUAUUUUCAUCUCUGGAGUUUUCCUUCCUGGACGCUGAGGAUUCAUCAACAGAGACAAACACUCAGCACACGACAGUAACAGUGUUUCCAUCCAAAUGUGUCGCGAAUUCGAACAGAAUUUUGAGUAAUUUGGCAAAAGAAAAUGUGAAAUAUAAUAUUUCUUGAUUCGAGCCAAACAUCUGAAACAUCUCCUGUCAGUAAUGGGUCAAUUGGACAAACAAUUUCUGAUUUAUACUCUGAUUUGUGUCAUUUUUUAUGGCGCCCCCUGGUGGUGGAUUAAAGCUCAUUGGUCAGAAACUUUAUAACUAAAUAAGAUAACAAUAAGCCUUAUUACAUCUGUUGAUCAGCUUCAUCUGAUGAUGAUCUGCAGAAGAUCUGGUAGCGAUCUGACCGACAAAAAAAUGUAUUUUCAAAAACAUUUAAAAUGGCAAAAAUAUAACCUGGCGGACUUUAAUGGUCCAAGAGGAGUUUAUGUUGAGCACAUCGAGCUGGACUCGUGUGUCCAAUCUCAAGUCAGUCAGACUUGUGGUCUGAGGGGCGUGGCCUUUCCAUAAAUUUGAGUUUUGGGCGUUAAUUACAGCGCCACCAUCUGGCCGAAGUUUCAUGUUUCUAGCUCAUUCCUGGGCUGGAAUUUGAGCUUCUGUGGCAGACUAAUAAUAGUAAUUAAAAUAAGUAUAAUAUUAACAGCUUGUUUCUGUCAGACUACUAUUAUGUGGAUAUUAGGAGUUAGUGAUGAGCAGUCAGGAAACCAGAAGAAGAGAUUGCAACAAGACGAUGUCAUUAAAAGAGCCGCAGUGGAAGUUCAUGCUUUAAUGUGAGGAAGUGUUCAGUGAGUUCGUGUUCAAUACGUCAUUCAGAAACAGUGUCCAUCUCCCAUCAGCAAAAGCGAAAAAUUAAGGGCAAAUCUUGCUGUUUCCAUCAAACUUUUCUAAAAAUAUUCUUCUAAACACAUCGAUGAAAACAGCGAGGAGAAUCAGGACGAGGACUUGAAGAAAUACUGCGAGGAAUUCAAAAUUUUUCUUUUUGCACUUUACCUGAAAUGAGAAACGUGUUGCUGAACUGGCUCUGAAGUCCUUGAACCUCCUGAAGGUCAAAGCUUCAAUCACAGAUUCUGGAGGAUUCUUCACCAGAUACCAAUACCUUAUCAAUACUGUCAUAUGACUGAUAUUCUAGUUCAGUCACAUUCUUACUGGGGAUGCACCAUAUGGAUCUAUUUUCAGCCGAUAAGAUAAUUUCACAUUUUAUCAAAAUAACACAUAAAUAAAAAGUAUUUGUGAUCUUUGAUGAAAAUAAAUAUUAUAGGGUCCAUUAAGUCGCUGUUCUGGAGCUUUCCAUCAUAUAACACAGUCUUCCUCUGCAGUCAGUUAAUGUCGACCUUUAAGCGAACAGAAGUUCUUCAGGUUGCUCAGAAAAUAAAGGAACUUUAUGUUCAUCAGCAGAAGAAGCUGCGGCUCCAGAGCAGCCACUAAAUGGACCCACUAAAUCUUAUUAAGACGUUUGUUAGUCGAUCUGUUCCUGAUACAGCAGUUACUCAGUUCGUAGACUCUGUUAAACUUCAGGUGUGUGAGCUCGUCGGCUCAAUAACAGUUGUGUCACUUCCUUUCCAGGUGACGGGUGUUGGGAACAGACUGCUCGCUGCAAUACUGAAUAUAGAAUAAUAUAAUAUUUAUUUUCUUUUAUCAGUGUUAGAAGGCUUCAAUCUCUCUCAUAUAAUCAUACUUUUGGAGGCAGCUGACUGUGAGACAUGAUGGGAAACUGAGUGCAGGUUUGUGAGCAGAGUCUGUGUGAUUAUCAGUAUUUUGUAUUGAUGUGAAACAUCUUGUUUUUUUUAGGCAAAAUAAAUGUUCAGUGAAACUGUC
Messenger RNA from Morone saxatilis (striped sea-bass), 3650 nucleotides. RefSeq names its product zinc finger protein 558-like. NCBI's taxonomy places the organism in Eukaryota, Metazoa, Chordata, Actinopteri, Moronidae. Gene Ontology annotation, cellular component: nucleus. Gene Ontology annotation, molecular function: DNA-binding transcription factor activity, RNA polymerase II-specific; RNA polymerase II cis-regulatory region sequence-specific DNA binding. Gene Ontology annotation, biological process: regulation of transcription by RNA polymerase II. The record is from RefSeq and is a predicted model, not a curated record.